Molecule: messenger RNA, 1833 nt
Organism: Cadophora gregata
Lineage: Eukaryota; Fungi; Ascomycota; Leotiomycetes; Helotiales; Ploettnerulaceae
Exons: 4
Coding region: 1-1833 (610 amino acids)
Molecular function (GO): oxidoreductase activity
Source: RefSeq, a predicted model, not a curated record
AUGCUGUUCCCUUCGUUUUGGACUUCAUUCGCAUUCAUCUGCGCAUUGCUGCCCAUCCCAGCCUUUGCGCCAUCAUCUUCUCGACAGCCAUACCCAUCCUACGACUACGGUGCAGAUCCUCCACGACUUCCAAAACGCCAGACCUCGGAGUUCUUCCCCAUCACAGGGGUACAUACCGGCAGCGGUAUCAACGGAUCUUUGCCAUUGCGGAUAGAGGUUCGGGAGUUGGAGAAAGACCCUGUUGCUUGGACGCUUUAUAUUCUUGGGCUGGAUCUGUUGCAAUAUACUCCUCAGUCGGACAUGCUUUCUUGGUAUCAAAUAGCAGGUAUACAUGGCAGACCUUUUGUUCCGUUCGAUAAUGUCCAGCCGAAGCCGGGCAACGAGCAGAAUGGAUAUUGUACACAUGUAUCGAUUCUUUUUCCCACAUGGCACAGGCCAUAUCUUGCUCUCUUUGAGCAAGCACUCCACGAAAAAGUUCAGAUGAUUGCAGCGCAGUACCCAGUUGGCCCAGUGCGAGAUCAAUAUAUGGCUGCUGCUGCGAAUUUCAGGAUACCAUACUGGGACUGGGCAGCAAAUUCCACUGGUGGAAAUACUAUUCUCCCAAACAGUGUGAUAUCACCCUCUAUCGUGAUCAAUGGUCCAGCAGGUGUGCAAACAAUCGCAAAUCCACUGUACAGUUAUAGCUUUAAGCCUUUGGAUCCUGCUCAAUUACCAGAUCGCCCAUUCAACCAACUUAGUGAGACCAUUCGCUACCCGUCUCGACAGGAUGCUUCUGCAACGUCCCAGAAUAACCUCAUUGCCCGGCAACUCGACAAUAGCGGUGCUUCCUUUCGCGCCAGGCUGUAUAUUCUGCUCACAAUGUACAAUGACUACACAACAUUCAGCAAUGAAGCAUGGAUAAACGACGACGACCCGGCAGGGUAUGAUUCGUUGGAAAGCAUUCAUGAUCAGAUCCAUGGUCUGACUGGAAGUGGAGGGCACAUGACAUAUAUCCACUACUCUGCAUUCGACCCUCUCUUCUGGCUCCAUCAUGCCAUGAUCGAUCGGAUCUUUGCAAUGUGGCAGGUGAUAUUCCCAGACAGCUACGUGGUUCCAGAGCCUGCCAUUUUCAACACCUUCACGCUUUCAGCUGGACAGACACAGGACGUCAACUCUCCUUUGGCCCCAUUUCACAAGGACGUAGCUGGAGGAUUUUGGACGUCGGAGACCGCCAGAACAACAGAGGUCUUUGGAUAUUUAUAUCCGGAGACCGCCAAGUAUGAUGGAGGAAAUCUCACAAGCCAAGUCAUCGUCGCAGUGAACCAGCUCUAUGGGUCUGGGCGAGGUAAUCGGCCAUUAACGAAGAGGGCAGUGGGUUUCGGUACUGCAGAUAAAGAGUGGAUCGCUAAUAUCCGCGUCAAGAAGUAUGCUCUCAACAAACCUUUCUACAUCCACAUCUUCAUAGGCUCGUUCGAUCCAGAUCCAUUCUCGUGGUCCUUCGAGCCAAAUCUCGUCGGCACUCACAGCAUUUUCGUCAAAGCUAUUGGACCGAACUCAACCUGUAAUUGCGAUCCACACCAGUUGGUGACAGCCACGAUUCCUCUAACGGACAGGCUACAAGUUGAUAUUGCGGGAGGUUUUCUAAAAACGCUGGAGCCAAAAGAUGUCACACCGUAUCUGGCGAGAAAGUUGAGCUAUAGAGUCUCUCUCAUGGACGACACAGAGGUGCCUAAUGUGGCUGUGCCGAGUCUCAAAGUUUCGAUUCUGAGCAUGGAUGUGGAGUGGGGUGCCAGCGAUGGUGAAAUUCCUGUCCGGGGAGAGAUGAAAGGUCACAUGGAUGUUAGCAUGGGAUGA